This is a messenger RNA of Ruditapes philippinarum (Manila clam), 2939 nucleotides long. RefSeq names its product sushi domain-containing protein 2-like. NCBI's taxonomy places the organism in Eukaryota, Metazoa, Mollusca, Bivalvia, Venerida, Veneridae. The record is from RefSeq and is a predicted model, not a curated record. The transcript is spliced from 16 exons. The coding region runs from base 264 to 2723 and encodes 819 amino acids.
CAAGGUCGAUGAUCACAAGAUCAUGCAACGUUAAAAUAGAUUCUGCUAUGUAGUUUUCAGUCUGCUAUGCAUCUACAUGUAUAUGCAACCCUAGCGUACGCCUGCAAAUCACAUGGCAUUUUGCAUAUUAGCGUUCAUUAACUAAAAUGUGUUUGUAUAGUUAGUUAUGCGACGCUUAGAUUAUUAUCAUAUUUUAUCAUAUUUGAUUGGGUAGUUUAAAUAUUACCUUAUAAACGUGUUAAAAAAGAAAUUCAAAAACAAAAAUGGCGGAUAUCAGUAUUAUAAUAUCUAAAGUUUUUCUUCUUAACUUGUGCAUUUUUCUUCAUUCUGCAAGAGGAGAUUCGUUUAGUUUAUCAUCGAAUCAACAGGGCUUGAAGUUAAGAGACGAUGGAGGCCGGGUAGAAAGAUCUACAGGGUGUUCUGAUGACGCAAAACAACUUAAAGCGGUUCCAAAUUAUGCGGAUAUGUACGGAGGAAGAAUUGUUGAUCUUUCUGGUCCAUGUUUCGCGACAGUCAAAUCGGCAUAUUGCCAGUUCAAAAACCCACAUGACGGCGUAGUCCUGGCGAAUCAGAAAGCUGUAGGCGAUAUAAGCAGAACAAAUGUCCGGUGUAUGGUGCCUAGACUUCUAGUACGUGACCGCGUGAUUUUAAGUGUUUCAACGGACAAUAAGACAACCUACCCAUACAGUACGAACUUCACUAUUGUUUUUCCCAGAAGAAUACCACCCUCAGUGAAGCCUGUAGGGGAAUGGUUAUUUCACAAUGCAACUGUUCUAAGUCUUAAAUGGAAUUAUACAUUGCUCACCAACGACCAAAAUUCUCUGGUUGACAUACGACUCAUUGGUUUCAAGGAGAGUGAUGGAAAAGCAAUUUACAAACAUUUGAUCAUCCUUGGUAAAGAUGUACCGGCGUCAAUUGGUGAGUAUGAAUUUGAAAUCAGUAACUACCAAUGCAGUGGACAAGACUGUUUCGAGUAUGAGGUCGGAUUGGUUGAGGUGAAACUACAAGACAAGUUCACGCCUACCAAGAACAAGUUUUUGUCAACAAAUCGUGUACCACUCGGUUGGUUUGUCAGAAAUGUAAUGAAAGCAAAAUACGGCUCGGAUUGGCCCUCUGAUUUGUGUAUGAAAUGGCAUAAAAGCGCAUCUCGGGACAUGAAAUGGUUUGACGAGAUUCUUAAAUGUCCAUGUUCGUUAGCUCAGGCGAUUGCAGACUUUGGAAGGUGGCAUCCUGACAUCGGAUGCAAUCUACAAAUGGCGGCCAAUAGGAACAAUUGUAAAUACCACCAUGCUGCCGUGCAUUGUGUGCGUUCCGUGCAGCCAGUAAAUGGAGCCGGUAACCAGUGUUGUUACAGCGCUAAAGGAUAUCUUGUGUUCGCGGCAGACACAUAUUUUGGAAGUACAGCUGACAGAAGUCACGAUUGGGGAGCUGCACCUUAUGGUAAACCUGGUCAUGUUCCAAUUCUCUCUCAUUGGGUAGAUGAUAUAAUUCCGCUAUUUAUCUGUUGCCAGUGGACCGACUUCAAGUCAUGUGACUAUUACGUUGACCUGAGAGGAACUACGGAUUGUACGGAAUAUAACCCUCCUGUACCAGCGUUUGUGUUCGGACUAGGUCACAUUGCGACAUUUAGAGGCCGGAAAAUCCGCAUCAUGGCGGCGGGGGAUUACAUCUUGCUUAAAGCGGGGACCACAGAGGUGCAGGCGAGAUUUGAAAAUAAUCUUACUCCACCUGAAAGUAAACCCACAUGGACUUCAGAUUAUACCUCAUUACAAGUCGUGAGGGUUAUUAAAAACGCGUUUACGUUGACAUCUGUGGCCAUAGAAAAUGAUGGCGUAUCAGACAGGGUUGAACUACGAUUGCACAAAGAUGAUACUGACAAUAUCGAAGUGCUACUGAAUGGAGAAAUUAAACUAUUUAAGGAGAAAUCUUUAAAAUGGCAAGAUUUCAAAGGUGUUGCGGUUAUCAAUACCACCUUGGCCGGAAAGAAUUGCAAUUUUACAGUGCUUCUUACCAAUAACAUAGGGUUCCAAGUGGCAACCGUUGCUGGCACCAUGCAGCUAGAUCUUAUGAUGCCUACGGAUGUUAUUAAAGUGACAUCUGGAUUAUUCGGAAACAUUGACGGUGGGAAAACAUUGCCGAAUGGUGAAUCAAUUGUUUAUGAUGCUUACAAACCCGAAGAAGUGUACAAUUUUGAAAAAGCAUGGAAGGUGAAAAGUAACAACUUUUUUAAAGACAAUAAAACGUUUUCAACAGAACCAAUUUUCAACCCUAAAGCAAAAUCAUUAUUUGUACGUUACUGUGAAUUCAACAGAUUUAACUUUUAUAAUGCUUGUGGAUUUGAUUACACUCGUACUGGCUCAACAGUGAUCGCUAAGGCAACAGAGGAAGCUGGUUACAGGCAAAAGUCUCUUGUUUAUAAUUUAAAGCCAAUCCGGUCCUGUGGUUUACUGGAUGUUCCGAGAUCUAAAAAAUCGAGCUAUGAAUACACAAUUGGUACAACCACAACUGUAACUGAAUGUAGGAGCGGUUCUUUAUCGGGUAACACCACAUAUACAUGCGUCUACACUUCGAGUGUAACUCAGGCCUGGUCUCCGGAUGUGACAGCAAAAUGUGAAUUGGAAAUGGAAAUGGAAAUAGAAAAUUCGUCUUACUCGUCUAACACAGGAAUGAUUGUUGGUACCGUGGUUACUGUUUUAGUUGUUGGUGCAAUUAUAAUUAUUUAGGUUGUCCUCGUUUUUGUGCGGAAAAGAAGAGAUGGUAAGGUUUUAUUUUAGUAAAUUUUCAACUUCAGAAGAUGUCCGUGAAGUACGCGGGCUAACGGGCUAGCAGUCUAGCGGGCUAACAGUAUGAACUGAGCGGGCUAGCAGUCUAGCGGGUUAACAGUGUGAACUGGGCGGGCAAGCAGUCUAGCGGGCUAACAGUGUGAACUGGGCUGGCUA